Messenger RNA from Anguilla anguilla (European eel), 2339 nucleotides. It is a transcript of the gene adgrl4, whose product is annotated as adhesion G protein-coupled receptor L4. Lineage: Eukaryota; Metazoa; Chordata; Actinopteri; Anguilliformes; Anguillidae. The coding region runs from base 79 to 2325 and encodes 748 amino acids. Gene Ontology annotation, biological process: cell surface receptor signaling pathway; adenylate cyclase-activating G protein-coupled receptor signaling pathway. The transcript is spliced from 16 exons. Gene Ontology annotation, cellular component: membrane. Gene Ontology annotation, molecular function: calcium ion binding; G protein-coupled receptor activity. The record is from RefSeq and is a predicted model, not a curated record.
GGAAAACUGAUGCAAGGAAAUAGUAUACGUCACAAGGCAGAACGCUUCAGCUAAAAGUUACCCUAUUCAAGCUCAAGCAUGGAUUCUUUGCUGAAGACCCCAAUGAAACUUGUGGUUUUAGUGGCAUGGCUUUCCAGUGUACUGGAUCCAGGAAAAUUUUCUGACAUCUGCGAAAGAUGUCAUGAAAAUGCCACAUGCAGACCUCAAAAUGGAUCAACUGGCUGUUUCUGCAACAAUGGAUAUACUGGUGAUGGUGUACGUGCUUGCGCAGAUGACGAUGAAUGCGUAAAUGUCACACAAAUCUGUGGCAAAUAUGCUAACUGUACGAACACUCAAGGCAGUUACUUCUGCACGUGUCAAUCAGGAUUCCGAUCGACUGGGCAUGCAGAGUUUCAAACCAACGAUGGUACCCACUGCGCUGACAUUGAUGAAUGUAAGGAUGUUCAGACCUGUGGACCGUUUUCUCGUUGCCAUAACACACCGGGAUCUCAUUACUGUACUUGCCAACGGGAUUACGCUUCUACAUCACAAACUCUACGGUUUCAAGUAAAGGAUGGUAUUAAAUGUGAAGAGAGUCCUAAGAAGAACUGCCAUAAUAACGACACGUGUAUCUCAAAGACUGUCAACCAAACAAUUGAAUACAUCAGCAAUAUUACAGACCCCCACAGCCGCCUGGAUGAGAUAAGGAAACAAACGUCUGGGGACCUGUCUCCUGUUGAUGUGAUUUCUUUGGUCGAGGCCCUGUCUCAGUCAGUCUCAUUGCUAAGCAUUGUCAACGACACUGGCACUGACCAGUACAUGGAAUCUCUCACCAAUCUUACCAUCACUGAAUUUAUGCAAACGGUAAACAAUCUUGUGGAAAAUGAUGAACUCCAGGCAUGGGAUAAAAUCAGGGAGGAUUAUCGGGAGAAGACCAUCACCAAACUUCUGCACACUGUGGAGCAGGCAACACUGACCAUUUCUAAAAAUUAUAAAAUGACUACUGAGGUAGAGGUAAAAACAAAUGACAUAGACCUGAAAUUAUAUACUUUCGACACUCAACAAACGAAGAGGAAAACUAUUCACGCUACAUUGGGUGGAGAUAGCAUUAAUCUCACACCUAAAAUCAACAAACAAUCCAGCAUAAAUGGGAGUGUCUCCAUAGUUUUCCUCCGGUACAGCAGUAUUGCUACCCUCUUGAAACCAAGUGACUCUCCUGGAGCAACAGAGUACGACCAGUUCGCCAGAGCAGAUGACUUCACUGUGAAUUCUCCAGUUGUAGCAGCUGCUAUAAAUCCACCGCACAUCUACGAGCUUGACCAAAUACAAUUUACCCUGAGACACACUGAGGCUAUAGACCCUAAAAUUGAUGUCACAAAAUGUGCUUUCUGGGAAUACUCUGUGGCUAGGAUGACUGGUCACUGGGCCACAGAGGGUUGUGAACGCCUUUAUGUGAACAGCUCUCACACCACAUGCAGUUGCAAUCAUCUGACACACUUUGCUAUUCUGAUGUCUUCUGGACGGGAAAAUCUGUUAGCCCACAACAACAUCCUUACAAGAAUAACUCAGCUGGGAAUGAUCAUAUCUAUUAUCUGCCUUUCCAUGUGUAUCUUCACCUUCUGGUUCUUCAGUGAGAUACAGAGCACCAGGACCACCAUUCAUAAAAACCUCUGCUGUAGUCUUUUCAUGGCUGAAUUCAUCUUUCUGGUUGGAAUUAAUAUGAGCUCAAACAAACUUUUCUGUUCCAUCGUUGCUGGGCUACUGCAUUAUUUCUUUUUAGCCGCUUUUGCAUGGAUGUGCAUCGAGGGGAUCCAUCUCUAUCUGAUAGUGGUUGGUGUCAUCUACAACAAAGGUUUCCUGCAUCGCAACUUUUACAUUUUUGGAUAUGGGAGCCCAGCAGUGGUAGUUGCAAUCUCAGCAACUCUUGGUUACAAAUACUAUGGUACCAAUAAAGAGUGUUGGUUAAGUACAGAGAACAAUUUUAUAUGGAGUUUCAUUGGGCCUGCUUGUUUAAUCAUCCUGGUUAAUCUCCUGGCUUUUGGGGUGAUCAUUUAUAAGGUGUAUCGUCAUACAGCAGUAAAGAAGCCAGAAAUCAGUCACUAUGAAAAUAUACGGUCUUGCGCACGAGGUGCCCUUGCCCUUCUGUUUGUCCUCGGUGCCACCUGGACCUUUGGGAUCCUUCACAUCCUCAAUGGGACCACUCUCACAGCCUAUCUCUUCACAAUCGCCAAUGCCUUCCAAGGGAUGUUCAUCUUCAUCUUCCUCUGCGUCUUAUCCAGAAAGAUACAAGAGGAGUACUACAGACUGUUCAAAAAUGUGCCAUGUUGCUUUGACUGCCUCAGAUAAACCCAGCAGUACGG